Lachancea sp. 'fantastica' is the source of this 969-nucleotide messenger RNA. Lineage: Eukaryota; Fungi; Ascomycota; Saccharomycetes; Saccharomycetales; Saccharomycetaceae. The record is from the annotation of a GenBank genome assembly.
AUGGGCAAAGCCGCCAAAAAAAAAUUCACAACCGCUACUGGCAAUGGUCCACAAGUUUCCGCGGACAAACAUCUAAGCUCAGUGUUCAAGUUCAACACGGAUCUGGGGCAGCACAUUUUGAAGAACCCCUUGGUUGCCCAGGGAAUUGUCGACAAAGCGCAGAUUAAACCUUCAGACACAGUUUUGGAAGUGGGUCCCGGUACUGGUAACUUGACGGUGCGUAUUUUGGAGCAGGCUCGCAAAGUCAUUGCCGUCGAAAUGGAUCCUCGAAUGGGUGCCGAAUUGACUAAACGUGUGCAUGGUACAGCGGGCGAGAAAAAGCUGGACAUUCUCCUUGGUGAUUUCAUGAAAACGGAAUUGCCUUAUUUUGACAUUUGCAUAAGUAACACACCUUACCAGAUUUCUUCGCCGUUGGUUUUCAAGCUAAUAAACCAACCACAACCACCAAGGGUGUCCAUUCUUAUGUUUCAAAGAGAGUUUGCCAUGCGGUUGCUGGCAAGACCCGGAGAUUCCCUUUAUUGUCGACUCUCUGCCAACGUCCAAAUGUGGGCCAAUGUCACUCACAUCAUGAAAGUUGGAAAAAACAAUUUCAGACCACCACCACAGGUGGAGUCUAGUGUUGUGCGUGUGGAAAUCAAGAAGCCAAGACCGCAAGUCGAUUUCAACGAGUGGGACGGACUGCUGCGCAUAGUGUUUGUGCGGAAAAAUAGAACGAUUGCAGCUGGAUUUAAAUCCAACACCGUACUAGAGAUUUUGGAAAAGAAUUACAAGGCAUAUCUAGCAACUGUGAACGAUGGCUCGGAAAUGGUGGACGAUUCGGCCGGGUCCAUGAUAGACGUUGUCAAGCAGAAGAUCGAAGCUGUUUUGACCAGCACGGGGCUUUCGGACAAAAGAGCGGGGAAGUGCGACCAAACAGACUUUUUGAAGCUUUUGUAUGCUUUCCAUCAGGUCGGGAUCCAUUUUGCUUAG